Messenger RNA from Seriola dumerili (greater amberjack), 4067 nucleotides. RefSeq names its product tumor necrosis factor receptor superfamily member 6-like (gene fas). The coding region runs from base 54 to 1004 and encodes 316 amino acids. Gene Ontology annotation, cellular component: CD95 death-inducing signaling complex; external side of plasma membrane; membrane raft. The record is from RefSeq and is a predicted model, not a curated record. Gene Ontology annotation, molecular function: protein binding; tumor necrosis factor receptor activity. Lineage: Eukaryota; Metazoa; Chordata; Actinopteri; Carangiformes; Carangidae. Gene Ontology annotation, biological process: motor neuron apoptotic process; necroptotic signaling pathway; activation-induced cell death of T cells. The transcript is spliced from 9 exons.
UAAAGAGCUUCUCAGAGUGGCUCGCUGUACAAUGCAGGAGGAUUUUUGACACGAUGGCGUCUGAUUCAAACAAGUUUUCAAAUAAGUUUAUCACCUUGGCUCUGCUCUUCUUGUCACUGGCAUAUUCUUCAGCCUCAUCCCUAACCAAAGAGGGCAUCGCCCAGCAUCCAGUUACACUAGUUCGUAACAGAAGGCAGAGCAAGUGUCAGAAUGGUGAAUACGAGCAUAAAGGGAUGUUGUGUUGUCAGUGUGGUGCUGGCCAGCGGCUGGUGAGUCACUGCACUAAAAAUGGAAGUUAUGCAGUAUGCGAGCUCUGUAAAGAUGGCACGUUCAGCAGUCACCCUAAUUUCCAGGAGAAAUGUGAGCCGUGCACAUCCUGUGGCCAGACCAAUGCUAAUCUAGAGGUGAAGGAACCCUGUACCCCUGCCCAGGACACUAAAUGUGGAUGUAAAGAGGGUCACUAUUGCAGCAGUGGCACGGAUGUUUGCAGACUCUGCCAACCUUGUGAAAAGUGUGCUGAUGAGGGAUGUAACACAGUCUGCAAUGUCAAAACUAAUGGGUCAUAUACUGGGAUAAUAGCUGGCAUAACUGUCCUGAUGAUCAUUGUGGUAGCUGUGGUAGCUGUGGUAGCUGUGUUUGUGUGUCGGAAGAGAAAUUUGAAGGGUACACCUGAAUCCUCACCUGGAGGCGGCCCACCAAACGAUGUGGAGAUGCAGUCUCUUAAUGUUCCAGAUAUAGAGCCUCACCUGCCUGACAUUGCAGACGCGCUUGGAUGGAAGGAUAUGAAGGCUGUAGCAUCACGGAGUGGGAUAUCACAAACUACUAUUGAGUCUUGUAAACUGGACAAUCCAGGUGAUUGUCGGGAGCAGACAGAACAACUACUACGGAUCUGGGUGGAGAGGCAUGGCUCGGAUAGCCCAGGAAAAUUGAUCCAAAUCCUAAAAAAUAGAGGCAAAAAGAACAAAUUAGAGAAGGUGAAGAUGAUAUUGGAUGGUAAAUUGUGAAUUGUGAGCACUUUGAAUAUUUGCACUGCUGCCUACUGAACAAAUGACUUUUUUUUUUUCAGACAAAAAUGUGGGAUGUUUUAGGUGAGGGGAAAUCAUUAAGAUCAAAAUCAUACUCAUAAUAUAGUACAGAGAGCAUAAACUCAAAGUCCGAAAUCUUUCAGGAGUGUUAAUUACAUUUGCAGCCCUCCCCAGGCGAAUGUUUAUCCAUGUGCUUAUCCACACAGACAUUUUCUGGACGCAAAGUCAAAAAUAUCAUUUACAUCACAGUAAGAUGUCUUGAUAGAAGGCUAAGGUAGGCAAUAUUUAGUUCACUGUAAGGGAAACAAGAAACAACAUCUAUCUGGGUUUUAACAGACCCAUGUUUACUUUGCAGAGAAUUUUGGCAAGUUAAGUACCUUCCAAACAGAAGUUGAUGAGCAUUUUAGAAAGCAACUCUAACAUGCAGAUCUCAAUGUCUGCUGUAUGAUUAUUGCAAACAUUGCUUAUUUUCUAAUUAAAUCUUCUCAUUUCCCUGUCUCAAUGUAGGAGCAACAGGAAGGGACUAUUGUUAUUAUCCACCAAUUAAGGAACUGCUCCAAAAUUUUUUUUCCUUUGCUAAUCCCCUUUGUACAAUCAAACAUUAUUUAAACUCACCAUGGUGAGAAACCACAAAGUUGCCAAUGUAGUGAGGGCGCCGUUUGCUUAUUGCAUUUCAGUAUUGUCUAUUGUAGAGCAGGUUAAAACUAUAAUAUGUAACUUUUCCACUUUAAAUUGUCUAAAAUAGCAAGACCUAUUUUAUAUAUUUUGUUUUGCAUACAUUUUCCCAAAUGUUUUCUAAAUUCAUGAUUUUUUUAACAGUCCAUUUCAUUUGGUCGCCUGUCAAAGGCGUCACAUCCCCUAUGUGCAUGUGUUGGUAUUGUGGUUGCCUGUCUGAAGAGGUCAAAAUUGACUUUGGUCUUUUUCAACUACACUAUAUUACCAAAAGUAUUCACUCACCCAUCCAAAUAAUUGAAAUCAGGUGUUCCAAUCACUUCCAUGGCCACAGGUGUAUAAAAUCAAGCACCAAGGCAUGCAGACUGUUUCUACAAACAUUUGUGAAAGAAUGGGUCACUCUCAGGAGCUCAGUGAAUUCCAGCAUGGUACUGUGAUAGCCGUGAAAUUUCCUCGCUCCUAAAUAUUCCACAGUCAACUGUCAGUAGUAUUAUAACAAAGUGGAAGCGAUUGGGAAUGACAGCAACUCAGCCACGAAGUGGUAGGCCACGUAAAAUGACGGAGCAGGGUCAGCGGAUGCUGAGGCGCAUAGUGCGCAGAGGUCGCCAACUUUCUGCAGUCAGUUGCUACAGACCUCCAAACUUCAUGUGGUCUUCAGAUUAGCUCAAGAACAGUGAGUAGAGAGCUUCAUGGAAUGGGUUUCCAUGGCCGACCAGCUGCAUCCAAGCCAUACAUCACCAAGUGCAAUGCAAAGCGUUGGAUGCAGUGGUGUAAAGCACGCUGCCACUGGACUCUAGAGCAGUGGAGACACGUUCUCUGGAGUGACGAAUCGCGCUUCACCAUCUGGCGAUCUGAUGGACGAGUCUGGGUUUGGCGGUUGCCAGGAGAGCGGUACUUGUCUGACUGCAUUGUGCCAAGUGUAAAGUUUGGUGGAGGCGAUAUUAUGGUGUGGGGUUGUUUUUCAGGAGCUGGGCUUGGCCCCUUAGUUCCAGUGAAAGGGACCAAGAGACUUUGGACAAUUCCAUGCUCCCAACUUUGUGGGAACAGUUUGGGGAUGGCCCCUUCCUGUUCCAACAUGACUGUGCACCAGUGCACAAAGCAAGGUCCAUAAAGACAUGGAUGAGAGAGUUUGGUGUGGAUGAACUUGACUGGCCAGCACAGAGUCCUGACCUCAACCCGAUAGAACACCUUUGGGAUGAAUUAGAGCGGAGACUGAGAGCCAGGCCUUCUCGUCCAACAUCAGUGUGUGACCUCACAAAUGCACUUCUGGAAGAAUGGUCAAAAAUGAUAAUAAACACACUCCUAAACCUUAUGGAAAGCCUUCCCAGAAGAGUUGAAGCUGUUAUAGCUGCAAAGGGUGGACCGACGUCAUAUUAAACCCUAUGGAUUAAGAAUGGGAUGUCACUUAAGUUCAUGUGCAAGUCAAGGCAGGUGAGCCAAUACUUUUGGCAAUAUAGUGUAUGUAUUUUGGAUCAUUUUAUGUAUUUUGGAUCAUCCUGCUCAUUCGCUGUUCACUGCCAACACAGCCUUUCAACCAUGUCCUCCAUGCCAUCUCUAAUGUCCUUGGAAGACUAGCCAUGUACAGAGUAAAUCCAAGGGCUAAUUUAAUUUUUGCACCUGCACUGUGCGUGUUUAAUGUAAACCAACCUCUGCAGCUACUUAGAGUCAGAUGCUGAGUGCAGUGAAAUACAAGCUUAUGCCACGACAGCAGGGUAGGAAUAAGAUUAUCCUUAAACCAUUUAAGUUUGUGCAAAAACAGUUGCAAAUAAUCAUAAUGAAAAGUAUUUUAUACGACUUUGCUUAGUCAUAACAUAAUCACCAGUACUGUCAAAUGAAAUUUCCCUUUUAUUUAUAGUGGUUUCGUUGCUCAAUUCAAGUUCCACAUUCUGUAAAACAAUGAAGUAAAUCGCAUUGACAAGAAGUUGGGAUUGUGGAAACUGAUCAUUACUUUCUGUAAACCUUUGGGGAAACAAAUCAUUAAUUGAACUUUGAGAUCUAAAAACCAGUUUAACACUUCGUUUGUUUCUUGACCCAUAAAUCCAUGAGGAAGGAAGCCCAUUACUUUUGCCCCAUGUUAUUUUGGGGAUGCUCAUUUGGCUGUCUACUUUCAUUUCUCAUUAUCACACUGGAACCAAAUUUUAACAUUGGGUAGUGCUUAGUUUGCUCAGUGUUUUUAUUUGUGCAGCAACUCCAAAUCAUAGUCUGUGCAGUGUCUCUCAUUUUCAAUAUCAAGGAAAUUCAGUUUUACAUUUAUUUGUUUUAUAUAGACUAUAUGAGAAUGAAAAAUGGAACUGGAAAUUUGGAGAACUGAAUAUAUGCGCAUAUAUCAGAGACAGAGUUUUUGUAAAUAAAAAAAAAGUAACUUGUAUG